CCAUGAUAGUAUCAUUGUUGUAUGGUGUGUGAAAUCUAUGUAAUUUUCAUUUCUAUUUAUGAACUAGUAACAAACCCGUGCAUUCGCACGGGUUCUCGUACGGGACGCACAUUUGUUUCAUAUAUACAUUUUUUUAAUAGAAAAAUGUCUGGUACCGGUGAAAAAUAAUAAUUAAAUGUAUAGAAAAAUGUCUGGUACCCGUAAAAAACUAAUAAUUAAAUGUAUAGAAAAAUAUCUGGUACCCGUGAAAAAAUAAUAAUUGAAUGUACAAAAAAAUAUCUGGUACCUGUAAAAAAAUAAUAAUUAAAUGUAUAGAAAAAUAUCUGGUACCCGUGAAAAAAAUAAUAAUUGAAUGUAUAGAAAAAUAUCUGAUACCCGUAAAAUUUGGGGUUAAAUACUGUUCACCCCCUGCCAAAUUAGCGAGAUUCGGUUUUCCCCCUUAUUAAAAAAAAAUUUAGCCUUUGCCCCUUAACAAAUAAAGAUUCUCCAGAGGGAAACCUUAUUGAGGGAGAUUCCAUCAGACAUGCCUACGUGUAAUGGAUCUUCUUGCUUAUGUGGCUGGUUGUGACACAGUGGCAAGGGAAGAAGAAGCGUGCGUGUAAGAAUAAUGUUCCGCCACCGUCAAAGGCCAACAAACCGCCGUCACAGUCCAAGCAAAGGAAGAAAAAGGAGCAGGAGGCGGUAAAGUCCAAGACGGAGAAGCAAUUGAGGCAUGCAAACAAGAACGAAGAAGGAGGAACCUCCGUGCGUGAUGAGGAGUUUAACGAUAAGUUCAGUGCUGUACUCCAAUAUGGUGGGGAGUUUGUGUUUCUGAACGACGGUCGUACGAUUUAUAGAGGUGGUAUGUCGUCGUUAGUUUCGGAACUCCGUUUAGAAGAGUUUACCUUGGAUAGUAUUAUUAGAAAGGAUGACGAUUGUUAUAACUUUGCUGCAUAUAACUGUGCGAAUCGAAUAGACGGGGAACUUUUUAUAGAGCAUGAUGUUGUAGAUAUGGGAGCAACAGUAAGACUUCCUAGGUGUGUUAAUGAGGUUGGUGAGAUGGAAGGAAGUGAUGAAGAUGAGGUUGAGGGGCUAGGUGAUAGUGAAGAUGAGAGGGCCACUGCGCUUGUUGAUGGUUUUGAUGUUUUGUAG
Vicia villosa (hairy vetch) is the source of this 1131-nucleotide messenger RNA. RefSeq lists its product as uncharacterized. The coding region runs from base 553 to 1131 and encodes 192 amino acids. The transcript is spliced from 4 exons. The record is from RefSeq and is a predicted model, not a curated record. NCBI's taxonomy places the organism in Eukaryota, Viridiplantae, Streptophyta, Magnoliopsida, Fabales, Fabaceae.